GUAGGUUUCAAGCUUCAUCCAGGCAGCUGACUUCCAACUCAAGGACUCAACUCCUCAACGGCCUGCAGAAGAUGAAUUUACAUCCCUCAGUCGCACCGUGUGAGGGCGGUACACCAGAGCCCAACUUGGUCUUCAUCAAAACGCACAAGACUGGAAGCACCACGUUGUCGCACAUCAUCAACCGAUUCGGGUACACACGAAAGCUCUCCUUCGCUCUCAACAAAAGACAUCGCAAUAACGGACAUCUCGGUUAUAUCACUUUAUCCAAGACAACUCCAAAAGAAAUAUUUCUCCCUCCAAUCGGAGUUUCCAAGUGGGCCAGGACUUUUAGGUACAACUUGAUGACCGGCCACGCCCGCUACGACCGGGCAAAGAUGGAUGCCUUCAUGACGUCACCAACUCAUUACGUCACCAUCCUUCGCGAUCCGGGUCACCAGUUCGAAUCUGCUUUCUCACACUUCCAGUUCGACGAUGCGUUUCUCAUUCAGGAACGGAAACAUUAUAAGACGAUACCAGCCAAGUUAGAGCACUUCAUGGGAACAGCAGAGUUUUACCGAAACAGGCUGAAGCAUUUAUCAUGGGAGGGGGAAAGGGGACUUCGCUGGUACUACGCAAAGAAUAAUCAGAUGUUUGACAUGGGUUUGGAUCACGAGCACCACAAGGAUGACGAUAUUGUCUCAGCGUACAUCGACAAGCUAGAAGCAGAGUUGGAUUUAGUUUUGAUAACCGAGUACUACGACGAAUCGUUGUUACUCUUACAGCGUUAUCUUUGUUGGGACACUGCUGACAUAGUGUACGUGUCCAAAAACAUGAGGCCGCCCUCAGCGCCCGUUUCCGAAUCACUCAGAAAGAAGUUGAGACAAUGGAACUCGGUGGAUAUGAAACUUUAUAAACAUUUCAAUGAGUCCUUAUGGAACAAGAUCAGUGAAUACGGGCCGAACUUUCAGUCCGACUUGGCAAAGUUUCGUGAGCAACUUAAAGAAGUGCUUGAUGAAUGUGUUGGAGAUUUGAAGGUGUCGUCACAGGGUCGGUUCAAGUACUCUAAUUAUAAGGUCAAGGCGGGUUCAGGGGUCAACUGCACUCUUAUAGCUGAAUCAAAAUCCGCUUUGUUCUCUUCAAUAUGGCGGCGUCAGUCACAACAAACCGACACUGUAGUCAAAGUAGGGAACACGCAACUAUCACUUCAUAAUUAUGUUAUAAAAACUUGAAUAUUUAAGAAACAUUUGGCCUAUUGGUAUGAUAAAACAUCGUCUCAGAUCACAGAUUUACAUCAAAAGUUAACAACCUCUAAUGAUGAUGAUAGUAAGUACUUCUGUCUGGAAUGUCAUAUUUAAUGAUAAAUAAAUAAAACUCAUUUCCCGUUUGCAUUGAGUUUAUCGCUCAGUGAGCGUUUUAUUAAUUUUUCUUUUAAAUCGAAGUCUUCCAAUUAAUGUGUUAUCGGAUACUAUUUUCUCGUGACCAAGAUGGCCGAUCGAUCUCAAACUUCUUCAGGUUUGUCAGUUUAUGUAUAUUGUGGAUUACAUAAAUUGCUUACACUGACUGCCAGCAACUGCUUUGGUAGCAAAAACCAGAUCUGUAAUUGCUUCUUUUCUUGCUAAUGAUCCUAUCUAUAUUGA
This is a messenger RNA of Asterias rubens (European starfish), 1616 nucleotides long. RefSeq names its product galactose-3-O-sulfotransferase 2-like. The record is from RefSeq and is a predicted model, not a curated record. The transcript is spliced from 2 exons. Bases 72 to 1208 code for a protein of 378 amino acids. Gene Ontology annotation, biological process: glycolipid biosynthetic process. Gene Ontology annotation, molecular function: galactosylceramide sulfotransferase activity. Lineage: Eukaryota; Metazoa; Echinodermata; Asteroidea; Forcipulatida; Asteriidae. Gene Ontology annotation, cellular component: membrane.